AUGAGUCGAGGCAGCGGAGGUGGCUACGAUCGUCAUAUUACGAUUUUCUCACCUGAGGGUCGUCUCUUUCAAGUCGCUGAUGCAAGAACCUUGGUAUCACAAGCAAGAAAUGAAGCAGCUGAGUUUCGCUUCAGAUAUGGUUAUGAAAUGGCAGUAAAUGUAUUGGCUCAAUGAUAAUUCAUUUUUUCUUCUCUACUGUGGAUUCCAGACAAAUCACAAGUGUAUACUCAGCAUGCGUACAUGAGACCACUUGGAGUAGUUGCAAUGAUUUUGGGGUUUGACGAUGAGUUUGGACCUUGCCUGUACAAAUGUGACCCAGCUGGUCAUAUCUUCGGCCACAAGGCCACAAGUUCAGGAUUAAAAGAACAAGAGGUAAUCAACUUCUUGGAGAAAAAAAUGAAGAACAAUCCUGAUUUUACAUAUGAGGAAAGCAUACAGUUAUGCAGGGGUAUUUUAAACUUUUUGGGAGCAAACCACAUGCUGACCAUUUUAGCUAUGGUUGCUUGCUAUUAAAAAAUUACACAAUGGAGAUCUUUUAGAUUCUAAUUUUAGGACUUCAGAGCAUUCCUAGCUAUGAAAAGUUGUGAAUUCUUUAUUCUUUUCCAAAUUGCUCGCAGGCCAUGGCAGUGGUAGUAUUUUCUGUGCUACAUGUAGCAACAUGAUUAUGCAGUUUGUCGACAAAAUCAGCAUCUCUAUAUCUAUAGAAUUGUAUUGUGUCUAACUACUGGAAUCAUGACGUUAAUUUUGUAGACUGCCAUUUCUGCAGAAGGAUUUCAAGGCCUCUGAGAUUGAGGUGGGAGUUGUGAAGCAGGACAACCCGGUGUUUAGAGUGUUAUCCACAGAGGAAAUUGACGAACACCUGACAGCUAUAAGCGAGAGCCUGAUUGAAUCUUCACAUAUCUGAUUCUCUUUUGAGGAAAAGUUUGAUUAGAACAAAUGAUUUCAUUUCUUUUCUAGCUCCUGUAAAAUUAAUUAUUCCCAACAAGUUAUUGAAAAUUAUUUUAUGGGAUAGUACAAUUGUCCUUGUUACCACCAACUGGUGGAUAUAAAAUUGUAAAAGAGUAGUAUUUUGUAUGGAAUAUGAAUGUCAUUAAAUACUCAA
Molecule: messenger RNA, 1102 nt
Organism: Cannabis sativa
Lineage: Eukaryota; Viridiplantae; Streptophyta; Magnoliopsida; Rosales; Cannabaceae
Product: proteasome subunit alpha type-6-like
Exons: 7
Biological process (GO): ubiquitin-dependent protein catabolic process
Cellular component (GO): cytosol; proteasome core complex, alpha-subunit complex; nucleus
Source: RefSeq, a predicted model, not a curated record